Egretta garzetta (little egret) is the source of this 3863-nucleotide messenger RNA. RefSeq names its product ADP ribosylation factor GTPase activating protein 3 (gene ARFGAP3). Gene Ontology annotation, biological process: COPI coating of Golgi vesicle. The coding region runs from base 198 to 1520 and encodes 440 amino acids. The transcript is spliced from 16 exons. Gene Ontology annotation, molecular function: GTPase activator activity. The record is from RefSeq and is a predicted model, not a curated record. NCBI's taxonomy places the organism in Eukaryota, Metazoa, Chordata, Aves, Pelecaniformes, Ardeidae.
CUCAUCACCCUGAACUAGUUCCCCACUGACUGGUAUGUUUUGACUGCGGAGCGAAGAACCCUAGCUGGGCAAGCAUAACAUACGGAGUUUUUCUCUGUAUUGAUUGUUCGGGGACCCAUCGAUCACUUGGUGUUCAUUUGAGUUUCAUUCGAUCUACAGAACUGGAUUCCAAUUGGUCUUGGUUUCAGCUGAGAUGCAUGCAAGUUGGAGGAAAUGCAAAUGCUUCUGCUUUCUUCCAUCAACAUGGAUGCACAACAAAUGAUACCAAUGCAAAGUAUAACAGUCGUGGUGCUCAGCUUUACAAGGAAAAGAUUAAAUCUCUUGCAACACAAGCAACAAGAAAGUAUGGUACUGAUUUAUGGACAGAUGGAUGUGGAAUGCCACCUGUGUCACCUCAAAACAAGGAGGAAGACUUCUUUGCAUCCCAUGUUUCUCCCAAGGCAAAGAAUACAGAGUGGGUGUUAUCAGAACCAGAGCCAGUUUCUCUACAGCAGAAAACUUCAGGAAAUAUUCCAGAAUGCUGUGAAGGACCAGAACAUGGACCGAGUGUUGAUUGCCUUAGUACAUCACCAAAAACUGCGUUAGAGAACACCACCUUCAUAAAAAAGAAGCCAAAUCAAGCAAAGAAGGGGCUCGGUGCCAAAAAAGGUGGUUUGGGGGCACAAAAAGUGAGCAGCCAGAGCUUUAAUGAGAUUGAGAAACAAGCACAAGCUGUAGAUAAAAUGAAGGAACAAGAGGAUCUUCAUAGCAGGAAGAAAAUUGAGAAGGAAGAGCCACUUGUAUCAUCUUUACGGUUGGCCUACAGAGAUCUUGAUAUUAAAACAAAAGAAGAAAACUUAAAUCUAUCUAGUAAGAAGAAAAAUGAAUUGGAGAGACUUGGCAUGGGGUUUGGCAACAACAGAAGCUGCGUUUCUCACUCGGUCAUCUCAGAUAUGCAAACAAUAGAGCAGGAAACACCUGUGAUUGCAAAGCCGAAGAAAAAGUACACUGAUGAUGUAGAAGACUCAUAUUUCUCUUCUAGUUCAAGGUACUAUGAUUCUUCAGAUUUGAGGAGCAGCACUUUCUCUAAAUGGGAUGACAAUACAGAUUCUUUUUGGAAGAAAGAAAAUAACAGUAGAGAUGUUGAUGUAAUGUUAACUUCAAAAAGUACAGGAUUUUCAGACAGGCCUACAUCUCGUCGUAAGCCUGAAUAUGAACCAUCUUUAAACACAGAUGAGGCACAAAAAAAAUUUGGCAAUGUAAAAGCAAUUUCAUCAGACAUGUAUUUUGGAAGGCAAGAUCAUGCUGAUUAUGAAGCAAGGGCUCGACUAGAGAGACUUUCUGGAAGCUCCUCUAUAAGUUCAGCUGACUUGUUUGAAGAUCAGAAAAAACAACCAGCAGGAAGCUACAACAUUACAAAUGUCUUGCCUUCAGCUCCUGAUAUAGCUCAGUUUAAACAAGGAGUGAAAUCAGUGGCUGGAAAACUUUCUGUACUUGCUAAUGGGGUCAUGACAUCUAUACAGGAUCGAUAUGGUUCAUAACAUCUUUUGUAUCAGCGUAAUCAAGUUCAUUAAAGAAGGAUUUCCCUUCAGCUAUACAAGUAAUCACACUGCUGAUUCGAAUGAAGGUUGCCUUAAGACUGUUGAUGUUUUUACUUGUUCCAGCAUAUUAGUUUCCUCGUGCAGCUUUCUGGCUCAGCCUCUUCCUGCUGCUAUUUCAUCUUUACAGAGCAGAAAUCUUGUAGCAACUUGUUACAUCUACCUAUGCCCCCCCCCCCCCCCCCCCCUUUACAGUCUUAUAUUUCUUAGCAACCUUAACGUUAGAAGCUUUAUUUUAUUACUGGUUUUGGCUGUGAGGCAGGAAAGAGAAAGAAGGGUGAACAUGUACAUCGGAAGUGAGGCUUCCUAAUAGAAACCUCAGUGCAGCUGUAUCCUUACUCGCACUUGUCUUCAGACUGUCUUAUGAGCUGUGGAGAAGAAAAUGUAAAUUAAGCAUAUGCUGAGGUGGUAUUUAGUGGACUGUAGCAAAAGAUAGAAUUAAGUUAAACCUGUGCUUACCAGGAAGUAGAAGCUCUUGCAGGCAUAAAUUGAUGUGCAUUAAAAUGAUGGGGAAUUAGUGUUUUAAAACAAUAUUCCUGCUAGAAAAUUGUACGCUUAGAUGUGAGGUAUGGAGAAGACAAGACACAUAGUAUAUUGGAUAGGAGAUUUCAUCCUGUCGUGGGAACACUAUUUAUUCCUAGUUCUGAAAGUUACAAAAAACUGCAAUAUAGAAUCCUUAAGUGCUUUUUAAAAAUCUGUAUUGUGUACAAAUUGAAAAAAAUUAAAAUAUAUAAAGGGCCUAAUAGAGUAGUUAGUUAAAUACUUGUUAAAAAUAUUUAGAACGAUCUUAGUUUUUUGAUAAAUUAUGAAAUAUUGAAUGAGGAAAUAGUGGGGCUGUGUUUUAGACAGUCUAGAAUUUCUUGCUGAUGCCAUCCUGUAUAAAAAUGAUUAUGACCUUAAAGAAAAAAACCUCACAACUCAGAAUGAGCUCAAGCUAAUUCCGUUCUGUAACUUUAUUUCUUAAUUCCAAUUUGUAAACUGCUGAUAUCUAAUAAAAACAGUUGAUAUAAACUCAUUUUUUAAUUAAAUUUCUACGUGCAGACACCAGUCUCCAGCUUUCUAAAUACUGCCAUCUGUAUUCUGUCUAUACAGUGGUCUGGUAAAAUUAAUCUUUAGUUUCAAUUAGUGGAACUGGCUUUCUUACUAAAUUGCUACAGUGAUUUAGAAAUUGAAACACUAACGCUGGGGUAGAAAAUAAGUUACUGUCUUGAAAUACUGUGUUGAAAUACAGUCAACAGUAUAGCUGUAUUUGUGGUUUAAUUUCUAGCUGCUUCUUACAUCUAACUCUUGGUUCUGGUAACUUUCUCUUGUGGCUGUUGCAUUUAGAUUAUAAUCCAAAAAUUAUCUUUCUUUUUUGAGAGUAGUACAAGAUAAGCAUUUGUUCUGCUUAACCGUAGAGCUUUACUAUAAAAGACUCGCUUUGUUUUCUCCUUUGCCACCCUGUAGAGAUAAUUUUGCUAAUGUAACAAGAAAAUGUACUGGUCAGGGCUUGCUUUGGUUUUCUCUAAUUACAGGUAACGAUCCUCAGUUUUCAAGCUACCCUUUCAGUUAAGUCUACACACAGUAAUAAAUUUUAUUACAAGUAAUAAGUGGUGUGAUUUUCAGAGUUGCGAUACACCAACAGCAUCCAGUGACUUGCAGAAGACCUGCUCCUCUGAUAACCAGGCUGCAUAUUUAGACAUUUGUGUGUGGCUGCAGUUGCUUCAAUUGCGACAGUGAAGCAUAACAAAAUGUAAUUCUGUCCCUUCCCAUGGUUUCUCAGACGUAAAGAUGUAUGUGAGAUCACCUCCACUGAAAUAAUUGUGUGCACUUUUUAUGCAUCGUUGUGAUACAGAGAACCACUCACAGAUGGAAAAAUAUGAAAAAUUAGUAUUAUUUUCAGUACAAAAUAAGAAAAAAUUCUAGGAGGGGCAAGGAAACAACUGUGAGGUUAUCUUAAUUGCCAUAAAACAUGUGCAGCUCUAACAGAUGUAUAAACCUUAUCCUCUUUGCUGCAAUCUGAAGAUUACACCACAACGCUGUCUUACUGGUGAACGAUAAUUCAGUAUUUUCAGGAAUAUUGUGCAGUUCGACGUAAAUUGGAUUUGUUGUUGCAGAUUCUCUAUGGCAACCUGUGUACUGCUCAUAUGUUCUCUUGACGCAAUGUCUGGAUGAAUAGCUCUUGACCCGCAGUACACCUAUUUCUGUCUUUAAUAAACCCAUGAGCUGUCACUGCGUUUCAUCAGCUAGAGGUGGGGAGGGGUUGCCAUGUACACUGGAAGAGCCAGCUUUAGCUCCUCUAGUCUC